ACAGUGUUUAUGUUCUGUGUUGUGUUUAUUUGUGUUGUUAAAUAGUGCGCAAUAGAUAUCGAAAGGUAAAAUCGGGGAUUUUUCUAAUCGUUUUAACACACAAAGACGAAGCCUAACAAGCGAAAAUUGGCAGUGGCACUUUAAAACCAUCCGAAAUGGGGCCUAAAAACAAAGAUUUGGAGAUCAUCUACAGCUUAAAAUGGAAAAAUAAAUCGGGCAAUGGUGGUGACAAGGCAAAUAUUAUCGGGAUGUAUGACAUCCCAGCGACGACACUGAAAUGGGAAGUAUUCAAAUCAUACUUGUUAAAAAACUCCGGCACUGUGGGCGAGGAUGUGAAAGUGUCCUAUAUUACGGACAGCAACAGAGAGUUCCCGAUUGAGUCGCAAACCGAUUUCGAGAUCGCCCUUUACGCGUUCAGACGUAAAGGCAGGAUGGGCGACGUGGUCAAUCUGAAACUGGACAGGAUUUCCGAUCCGCAGCAGCGCGUUCCGAGCACCAGGCAUUCGAACUCCAACGAUGUCGAGACUCAGUUCGAUACCGAAGCCGUUUCCAUCGUGUCGUCCUGUUGCAAUUCGGAAAAUCCGCCCGAAUGGUUCAUUUCCUACAUGAAUAAGUUCAAGAAGAACAUGACAGAAGAAAUCAACACGGCUAUAUCGAGUGCUCUAUCGAACAUCAAAACCCACAGUGUUAGCCAGCCAUCUUGCUAUCAUUCAAGGAAAACCAAAUCAGAAAAUUCAAAACGAAGAAAACUUCAAUUGCUUACCGGCGAUGGCCCGCACGAGUCCACCAAAGACUUGAUAAAAUCCCUGAAGUUGGAGAACAAGCUCGAGCAGAAGCUGGAGAAGCUCGAAAACAAGUCGAAGAAAUGGAAGGAGAAGAAGCUGGCGCUCGUGUCGAAAUCCAGCGACAGCGACGUCGCCGUCUGUUCCAACGCGAAGCGUCGCCAGAGCGUCCCCUGCGAGGGCGACGACUACGUCCUGCAAAUGAACGCCACACCGGUCAACACCCAAGAGAUCGUACCGCACAUGUUGGGCGGCGAAAUUUACCUGCACCAGUGGAAGGUGAUCAAUUCGGGAAAAUUACAGUGGAACAGCGACACUAACUUAAUGUUCACCUGGGGCUCCAAGGCGCUCAAAGCUUUGGACACGCUCGUGCCCGUGCCCCAUUUGAAAUCCGGCGAAACCGGAACCAUAUCCGUUCGUCUACAAAUACCACACUGUCCGGGUCAAUACGAAUGCUACUUCCACUUCCACCACAAGAACCGCAGGUUCGGCCAGUGGCUCGGUUGCCAGGUCAUCGUCGACCCUUUCGACUUGAAGGGCAACAAGUGCGUACUGGACACGUCCUACGGCUCGACCUUCAACGUAUCAUCGAAGGAAACAUCCGCCAUCGAGGAUUUCAACAUUUCCAAUCCGGUGACGCGCUACGACGCCAUCUGGAAGGGCAACGACGCCGGCGCGCACUCGCCGACCGGCUACUCGUUCAAUCUCAACGACGGCGUCGCCAACAAAACCGAUCUGUUCGACGAGCAAGCGGGCGGCUUGCCCAUGGAGAAGGUGGUGCGCGAAUUGAGUUCCAGAGUCGAAGAUAUGAAGCUGCAGGAUCCCACCGACACCAAUUGCAGCAGCGAUUCCGAUAAUCAAAGCAUCGUGUCGUUGUCUGAGAGUAACUCGUCGAAGGGUAUCCAGGCGGAGUUCGUGGUGGUUCCGGUACCGGAUUGCUUCAAAUUAGACGAACCGUUGACUCCUAAAAAGGUAGAUUUAAUUGACAAUGGUUCCUGCGAGGCUGCCUCCAAGUCGAUUGUGACCGGAGCGUCUGAGGGAAGUUCUGUCAAAAGCCAAGAGGAAAAGCCUGUGGGUACUAUCGAGGCUGAAAAAAGCCAGGAAAAUUUCGACGACAAUAAUAACGAGGAUACCAAAAAUAAUUCCGAAUUGGAAAAGGACGAGUUUCAGGAUGCCAUUUCGCAAUCGCCUAACAAAUCCGAUAUUGUCAUGAUAACUCUACCGGAAGCUAAUCAAGACAAUCAAGAGUACGCGUGCGUGAUGGUCGACGGGCAAAAAGUGAUGAUUCCCAAGCAAAUGAUAAAAUCCGAGUAUUUACCGGCGGCGAAAUCGAGCGAUGGCGAUGAAAAGUCGAUGCGAUCGGGGAGUUCCAGUCCGUUCGCCGAAGUCAGAUACGAAAAGGACGACGGGCAAACCAAAAUAAUCGAAAAUUCCGCGACGACGUCUCGCGAAGCCUCCGAACAGCCGGCUCAAUUCGACGAAGUCUACCUGAAUUCGCAUUGCUCUGCGGCGGGAUCGUGCUUCUCCGAGGCGAACGCGGACAAAAACACCAGAUUGUUUAUAUUCCCGCAGGCUUGUCCGGGCUACGAGGUGAUACAAGGCACCGACGCCGUCGAAUUGGACGCGAACGAAUACGAUUGGACCAAAUCCGACUCGCAUUAUGCUUAUUGUACAGAAACGAAGGACGCCCUGAAAUCGACGCUGUCGAAUCCCCAAUCGUCGGCCAACAACAAUCCGUUUACCAACGGUAGCGGCAUUCCGCACGUGCCCAAUUUCCAGCAAACGCCGCUGGAGGAGCGCCGCGUACCGUCCGCGGAGGAGAUUCGUAUGGCUUUCGAAGAGAACGCCGCUACACUAGAGAACUCAAAAUCGGUGAAUUGCAACACGUUCAUCGACGGCGAGUCCGCGCCCCAACCGUCUGCGCCCGUUCCGGAGACGCGAUCCGAAGGUACCUCCACUGCUCGACCGGUGGUGCACAUUUUGCCGGAAGGUUUGGUCAAUGGAGCCGUAAGUGUGGCGAGAUCUGUGAUGAAUAGAAUUGUGCCUCAACAACCCGGUAGAUGGGUGAACGGCCAUUGGGUGAGCACCGACCCAAGAUCGACGCGCGAAGCCAAUCUGCAAGCACUGGCCGAAAUGGGCUUCUGGAACAGGGAUUUAAACGCUACACUUCUAGCCAGAUACAGCGACGAUUUGUCGAGGGUCGUCGGCGAGCUCGUGCAGUAAACUGACCGAUGACGGAUACUCGAUUUUCUUCAGCACAGGGAUUAACAUCUAAAAGCACCGUUCGGUUGUAUUCGAGCCGGUAGAUGUGAUAGAUCGACUGCCGAACGGUAAUUUGUUUCGACUAGAGUUCUGGGACCGUUCUGGAUGUUUGUACGGAACGGUUCCGAACGCAAUGCUGUAUUUUCCUUGCUAAUAUCACCUCUUAAAUAAUCGCUAUUUUUACCCGCUUACUUUUGUAUCAUAAUUUUUAAUAAACGAUUGGUUUGAGGAGAUAUUGUUCGUGUACUAUUCAAUAGUUAAUUGACAUUGCUUCGUGCAUUUGUCCGUUUAAAUUAAUAAUUUCUUAGGACUUGAUAAUUCCUUAUUACACUUAACUGUUA
This is a messenger RNA of Phyllotreta striolata, 3385 nucleotides long. Lineage: Eukaryota; Metazoa; Arthropoda; Insecta; Coleoptera; Chrysomelidae. The record is from the annotation of a GenBank genome assembly.